Molecule: messenger RNA, 1892 nt
Organism: Sebastes umbrosus (honeycomb rockfish)
Lineage: Eukaryota; Metazoa; Chordata; Actinopteri; Perciformes; Sebastidae
Gene: xpa
Product: xeroderma pigmentosum, complementation group A
Exons: 5
Coding region: 141-977 (278 amino acids)
Biological process (GO): nucleotide-excision repair involved in interstrand cross-link repair; UV-damage excision repair; base-excision repair
Cellular component (GO): nucleotide-excision repair factor 1 complex
Molecular function (GO): damaged DNA binding
Source: RefSeq, a predicted model, not a curated record
AAACUUUAAAAUAAAACAAGAAGAGGAAGAAGUAGAAGGAACCGGAAAAAUACAACUGUCAGUUUUGUAACAACAGUCCAUCGUUGCUCUCUGAAUGGAUCAGAACCAGUCUGGUCUGCAGAGCCUCUUCAUUCAUUCAUAUGUACAGCAUGGAGCCGUCAGAUUCUCAGGUAGAAGACGCUGCAGGUCUCGGCCCAGAACAGAGUCCCAAACCCGGUCUCUCUGCAGCGAUGCGGGCUAAGAUCGAGCGGAACCGGCAGCGGGCGUUGAUGCUCCGGCAAGCCCGACUAGCGAGCCGCCCCUCGGCCGCUGUGGAGGGCUCAACCUCGGCCAAAGUCUCCAAGACCAUUGACUCCGGAGCCGGCUUCUUCAUCGAGGAGGAGGGGGAUGGAGAGGAAGAGCAGAGGACCAGGAAGGUGGUGCAUCAGCCAGCUCCAGUGAUAGAGCCAGACUACCUGGUGUGUGAUGACUGUCAGAAACCCUUCAUGGACUCAUACCUGAGCAACAGCUUUGACCUGUCGGUCUGUGACAAGUGCAGAGACAACGAGGAGAAGCAUAAGCUGAUCUCCAGAACUGAAGCCAAGCAGCAGUACCUGCUGAAGGACUGUGACCUGGACCAGAGGGAGCCUCCACUCAGGUUUACACUGAAGAAGAACCCUCAUAACGCACGCUGGGGGGACAUGAAGCUCUACCUCAAGAUACAGGUGGAGAAGAGAUGUAUGGAGGUGUGGGAAUCGGAGGAGGCCCUGGAGGAGGCCAAAGAGACGAGGGAAGGGAACAGAGAGGUGCAGAAACAAAAACGCUUCAACAAGAAGGUCAAAGAGCUGCGCAGGGCGGUGAGGAGCAGUAUGUGGACCAAAGACAUCAGCGUUCACCAACAUCAGUACGGACCAGAGGAGGUGGUGGAUCCAGAGGAGGACCUCUACAAGCAUACCUGCACCACCUGCGGACAUGAAGUCACUUACGAGAAGAUGUAGACACAAACACACACACACACCAACACUGACUGUUGCCGGUUCGGUCUACAAAGAGAAGAUUUUUGGUGCUUCUGUGGGAAACCACGGCUCUCACAAACCCUCGAUCACUCCAGCUGUCUUCCUUUUUUCUGGAUUUCUACUGGUAUUUAUCAAUAAAACACAUUAUUCACAUUGUUCACAUACAUGGGGCCAAAAUCACUCUCCUGUGUGACACUUCAGUAUUAAUUUCUAUUUUAAACGGCUGUUACUGACCUCACCAUGAACUACUCUCUAUUUUUCACACACUGCCUUUUUCCGGUCCACUGCAUAUUGCCACACUUCCUGUUUCUUUUUUAGCAUAUAAAGAUUCCCCGUGGCAAUGGGCAAAUCGAGGAAGGCAUGAUAUUGUAACUUGAAAAUACCGUCUUGCGUUAAAUAGUGAAUUGUGGGACCCGCCUUAAGAAUACAACUUUCCUGACUUUUACAAAAAUUAGAAUUCUUUCCGGGUUCCAUUUUUAGGAUUUCAUGUUUUUUGGACACAAGACUUGCAGACGGAGUUGUUGCAGAUUUCAGGUCACAUGUGGUCACCGUCAUCAUGUCAAGUCUAUAUGUUAAACUUGGCAUUUGUGGCCUUAUUCAACUUCACAGUAUUAGGUCACAAGUCAUAUGUAAUUGUGGUUGAAUGCAAAGGCGUUCUGGUAAUAGAUUGACGAGGACUAUUUCUCUGGACUAAUGUUUGAUAUUUGGUGUCAGCUGUAAAGAGACGAGCUGUUAUUGUCCAGAUACUCCUCCUGUUACUAAUCAAACUACAAUGAGACUGAAAAUGUGUAAAACCUGUUUACAUCUUUGUAAAAUGAAUGUUUAUGUCAUGUAGUUCUGUUAAAGUUUUGAUUUAGCUUUAUGUCACUUCCAUUCAUAAAAAAUAUUGAAAUAUUG